Molecule: messenger RNA, 111 nt
Organism: Sclerotinia sclerotiorum 1980 UF-70
Lineage: Eukaryota; Fungi; Ascomycota; Leotiomycetes; Helotiales; Sclerotiniaceae
Exons: 3
Coding region: 1-111 (36 amino acids)
Source: RefSeq, a predicted model, not a curated record
AUGUACGCUUACCAAUCAACAACACCUGGGCAAAUGUGGGAAACAGAGGGGAAAGACACCAAUGGAGACAUACAUAAAGCAAAGGUCGGUCAAACGAUAGACCCUGGCUAA